AUGCUGUCGUUGUUUUCGGACUUGAAGUCCAGAUUCUCCGUGGUGUCGAGAAAAGUGCGUUUCGACAGCUAUGUCAACAAAUUGCAUUACAAGUUCACCAGUGGGAUCAUCUUAUUGUUUUGCGUGGUCGUCACUGCGAAAGAGUUUAUUGGAGAGCCGAUUCAAUGCAUCACAGAGAAGGGAAUUGGUGAUCAAAAUCAGUAUGCAAAGUCUGUCAAUACCUACUGUUGGAUCUCAUCAACCUACACUUUGGAAGAGCACUAUGACAAGCCAGUGGGCAAACUAAUUCCGCACCCGGGCGUCGGGCCGGAAAACCUCAAGGAACCCUCCACAAAGAACUACCACGCCUACUACCAAUGGGUUCCGUUCGUGUUGCUCCUGCAAUCAAUCCUCUUCUACAUUCCACACUACAUUUGGCGUGGGAUCGAGUCAAAAUCGCUCGCCAAAGUGUUGGACGAAUUGGACGGAAGCAGUUUCGGGGAAUCAGAGAAGAAAUUUGCGCGGAUGUCGAAUGUUGUCAAAUACGUGGACAAGAGGAAACUUCCGAAGGACCCCCGAGAAAAUAUAUCUGCGGACCGGCACUGGUCCGCGGACCACAGACAAACAAAAGAACACAGUCAAAUCUACCUCAGGAUGCUGUCGUUGUUUUCGGACUUGAAGUCCAGAUUCUCCGUGGUGUCGAGAAAAGUGCGUUUCGACAGCUAUGUCAACAAAUUGCAUUACAAGUUCACCAGUGGGAUCAUCUUAUUGUUUUGCGUGGUCGUCACUGCGAAAGAGUUUAUUGGAGAGCCGAUUCAAUGCAUCACAGAGAAGGGAAUUGGUGAUCAAAAUCAGUAUGCAAAGUCUGUCAAUACUUACUGCUGGAUCUCAUCAACCUACACUUUGGAAGAGCACUAUGACAAGCCAGUGGGCAAACUAAUUCCGCACCCGGGCGUCGGGCCGGAAAACCUCAAGGAACCCUCCACAAAGAACUACCACGCUUACUACCAAUGGGUUCCGUUCGUAUUGCUCCUGCAAUCCAUCCUCUUCUACAUUCCGCACUACAUUUGGCGCGGGAUCGAGUCGAAAUCGCUCGCCAAAGUGUUGGACGAAUUGGACGGAAGCAGUUUCGGGGAAUCAGAGAAGAAAUUUGCGCGGAUGUCGAAUGUUGUCAAAUACGUGGACAAGUCCAGAGGCACCCAUUACAGCUUUUACUUGUGGUUUCUCGUUUGUGAAGCACUGAAUUUCGCAGUGGUCGUCGGCAAUAUUUUCUUCACCGACACGUUUCUGGGAGGCGAAUUCAAGACUUUCGGAACGGAAGUCAUCGACUUUAUUCAGCUGGACUACAAGAAUCGCACGGAUCCGAUGAUCAAAAUUUUCCCGAGAGUCACCAAAUGCGAUUGGCGCAUGUACGGGCCCACGGGAACCGUGCAGAAACAUGACGCCAUCUGCGUUUUGGCCAUCAACAUUUUCAACGAGAAAAUCUACGUUUUCCUCUGGUUCUGGUACAAAUUUGCGCGGAUGUCGAAUGUUGUCAAAUACGUGGACAAGUCCAGAGGCACCCAUUACAGCUUUUACUUGUGGUUUCUCGUUUGUGAAGCACUGAAUUUCGCAGUGGUCGUCGGCAAUAUUUUCUUCACCGACACGUUUCUGGGAGGCGAAUUCAAGACUUUCGGAACGGAAGUCAUCGACUUUAUUCAGCUGGACUACAAGAAUCGCACGGAUCCGAUGAUCAAAAUUUUCCCGAGAGUCACCAAAUGCGAUUGGCGCAUGUACGGGCCCACGGGAACCGUGCAGAAACACGACGCCAUCUGCGUUUUGGCCAUCAACAUUUUCAACGAGAAAAUCUACGUUUUCCUCUGGUUCUGGUACGUUUUUUUGUUCGUGAUUCUAGCUGCCAUCACUGGUGUUUGCUUGCUGUACAGAAUCAUUCAAAUUCUGCUUCCGUACAUGAGAAACCGGACAUUGAAAAACUUGGUGGCGACACGUGACACUGCAAACCCAUUCAGUGAUUGCGAUUACCUCGUGCGAAAACUGUCCAUUCCGGAUUGGUUCGUGUUGACCGGAAUUGGGGAACACAUGGACCCCAUAUAUUACCCUGAUUUAAUUAAGGAAUUAGCCAAAGUUAUUAAGAAAGCGCCGACGAACCAACAAAAUCAUUCCCAUUGAAGACGUGAGAACAAAUUUCAAAAAAUUUGAAAAAAAGCUUUCCCCUUUUUUUGAAAAUAAAUCAGCUUGACUUUAAAUUUCGGGCUAGGUGCUUUUGCAGAAUUUUUUUUGUAAAUUGGUGAUUUUAAAAAAUAUCCGCGGUCUUUUGAAGCAUCACUUAUUUCAUUUGCAUUCACCAAAACAUGUUCACGUCGUUUUCUAUUUUACAAAAAAUUGUCCCAGAAAAAUUUUGAAAAUGUUGUUUUGUGUGUCAAUUUUUGCGGAAACUUCUGCAGUCUUUAAGCAUCGGUUUUAAUGCGCCUUGACCAAAUAACUUUACCGUCGUUUUCUAUUUUACGAAAAGUUGUUUUUGCAUUUUCUUUUCUGAAUGUGUGAUGAUCAGAUGAAAAAUGUUGUUUUUUUUGUGAGACAAUUUGCUCAAAAUUUUGCCUCAUUCAUCAAUUGCUUUUAUUUUCCCCCCUCUAGCGCAAUUUUGUCUUUUUUUCUGGGAUCUUGCGACUUGGGGGAAAUACAUAUUAAAAAAAAAAAGA
Molecule: messenger RNA, 2678 nt
Organism: Notodromas monacha
Lineage: Eukaryota; Metazoa; Arthropoda; Ostracoda; Podocopida; Cyprididae
Source: the annotation of a GenBank genome assembly